AUCGAGCAAAUAACUUGGGGUGGCAACGCUCGCUCUUGGCCCAAGCACAAAUAAAUAAUAUUAACAUUGUGCUGAAGUGUGAAGUGAAAGUAGUUUUAAGCAGUUUCCCAUGCUGCGCCCAAAAGCAUAACAAAACGAUUUGUGUGGUUGCAUGAACAUGAAUAUGGACAAGAACAACAAGAUGCGCCUGCCAAUGCAAGAUGGCGGGGCUGCAAAUAACGCAACAACAGCAACAAGAACAAAAACAAUAGCAACAAACAAUGAUGAUGAUUGGAUUCGUUUAUCACAAUGGGUGCAUUGUUUAUGUGUGGUCACCUUCGAUCUGAAUCUUGGUCAAGCCCUGGAGUAUGUGUAUCCCCCGCAGCACAUGCCCAGCGAACAGGAGGUGAGCAACAUCUGUUACAUGGCCUUUCCCGAUUCCAAUUCCGGAUGCAUGGGCGACACCAAGUUCCAUAUGCGUUUGCGAUCCUGUCAAGCAUCGCCGUUGCCAUCGUCCGCCGCCGCCUCCCGCUACAAUGGACAAUGUGCGCCCGCGUUGCGCAGCGAUGGUAGCCACUAUUGGGGCUUUGUUUACUUUCGCCAGAAACGUGAUCCAAACUUGCCGCGCGGCUAUUUCCAAAAGAGUUUGAUCAUCAUCACCCGACUGCCGUUCUUCAAUCUGUACUACGACAUGCUCGAGCAGCUGGCCCCCAAAUACUUUGAGCAGGGCAACGAACUGUUGCAUUUGGCCUGCGCCCAGAUCAACAGCCAAUGGCCCGCCUUGACGGUGGGUCAAACGCUCCGACUGCCGCUCUUGGAGUGCAGCUAUGAGAUCAGCAUUCCCAAGGCAAGUAGCAGCAGUCGCAAAACGGUCUCCUCCUCCUCCUCAGCCAGUUCAUCCGCCAGCACGCCCCCCACACUGCCCCUGGAGUCGCCCACAUCGAUCAAAGUGCUGGCCUCGGUCAACGAAGUGGAGCUAUUCCACAGUCUGCACUUUGUGCUCGAGCAUUUGUAUACGCUGUGGGAGCUGGUCAUCACAGCCGAACCCAUUGUCGUAGUGGGCACAUCGCCAGCCGAUUGUUCGCACAUGGUUCAAUCGUUGGUGGCUGUGAUUGCGCCGUUGGAAUACUGUGCGGAGGCGCGUCCCUAUUUCACCAUACACGACAGCGAGUUCAAGGAGUUUACGCAGGAGGCGAACCAUCGAAGCAGCAGCAACAGCUGCUGUCCAGCUGUCAUUCUCGGUGUCACCAAUCCGUUCUUUGUGAAACUGCUCAAGGAUUGGCCGCACAUGCUGCGUCUGGUGGACAACCAGAAGAACAUGCAGCAACAGCAGCAGGAGCUGAUGCACAAGAGCUCACGACAUGGCCAGGACAAUGGGAAUGUGAAGCUGCAACCGACGAUGGCCAACAACCACAACAUACUGCUUAAUGGCAGCCUGACAGCAGCGGGCGACAGCUCCACCGCGGGUCUGCACACCAAAUACAAGCCGUACCUCAAGAAGGACAAGACGCUGCUCAAAAAGGUGCUGCUGGGGAUGAAGACAAAGCGGCCGGAACAUGUCCAAACGGCGCUCAUACGUCGCUAUCUGUUGGAGUUGACCCAGAGCUUCAUGAUACCCCUGGAGCGUUACAUGGCCUCACUGAUGCCCCUGCAAAAGGACAUUAGUCCCUUUAAAUCGGCACCGAAUGCGAGCUCAUUUAAGCUCGAUGAUUUCCUGGCCACGCUGGAGACAGCGGGACCGCAAUUGACGUCCUCGUUGAAGGGCGACUGGAAGGGUCUCUACAGGCGCUUUGUGAAGUCACCCAAUUUCCGGGGUUGGUACGAAGCGCGUCAUCGGGAGUUGCAGCUGACGCUGCAGGAGCUGCAGCUGCAGGCGCUGUCGGAGGCGAAUCUGGAACAUUGGGCGCACGACAAGCAGGAGGUGGAAAUAAUUGACAUGAUACUCAAAUUGAAACAGAAACUGAAUCUCUACAGUGAUAAGUCACAGCUGGAGGGGAUCAACUGUCCGAGCAGCAGCAGCAGCAUCACACAGCGUCAGAUCCGGGCGCAAAUCGAGUGCAUGAAGGGAUUGCUGCCCUCGGACUUGAAGAAUGUCGUGAAUCUUUGAUCGUUUGUGCAGUUCCCAUCAUCCCAUCUAAUAGUUGAUAUUUUACGUUAAAUUUGUUUAAUUUUUUUUUUUCGUGUUUGUGUUUGCCAGUCACAAAUGAAAGGAAGACGAGAGAAGAGUUCCCUUAAGAGUUCUAGUUAGAUGUGUUGUUGUCUCCUCUUCCUCAUAUAUAAAAACAUAAACUAUAAACUAUAUAUAAACAUAUACUAUAUCUAGUAUGUAAGCUGAAUCGAUUUGCUGUACAAAUUAACCAUAUCCAUACACGAAUGUUUUCCAAAAACCAAAAUUUCCAACGAUUGUAUAUAAAGUUAUUUUGAAGACGAACAUUUUUAG
Drosophila nasuta is the source of this 2419-nucleotide messenger RNA. RefSeq names its product protein DENND6B. The transcript is spliced from 2 exons. NCBI's taxonomy places the organism in Eukaryota, Metazoa, Arthropoda, Insecta, Diptera, Drosophilidae. The record is from RefSeq and is a predicted model, not a curated record. Gene Ontology annotation, molecular function: guanyl-nucleotide exchange factor activity. The coding region runs from base 152 to 2086 and encodes 644 amino acids. Gene Ontology annotation, cellular component: recycling endosome.